CCACGUGAACCAUGGUCAGAAUGGCCCCAAAGUUGGCUCAUUUUCCACGCAUCAGCCCUGGCCAUAGGAUGUGUGGCAGUUUCCUGAGGCAGCUGUUGGCUGAAGACAGCAGGCAUUCCACUGCCGUGGGGCACCUCCUACUUCCUGUGCUCCUGGGAUUCCGUCUUGUGCUGCUGGCUGCCAGUGGGACGGGAAUCUAUGGUGAUGAGCAGAGUGAAUUUGUGUGUCACACUCAGCAGGCAGGCUGCAAGGCCGCCUGCUAUGAUGCCUUCCACCCCUUCUCCCCACUGCGCUUCUGGGCCUUCCAGGUCAUCAUGGUGGCUGUGCCCAGCACCCUCUACAUGGGUCUCAUUCUCUAUCAUGUGAUCUGGCGGUGGGAAGAAUCUGGGAAGGUGAAGGAGGAGACCCUGAUCCACCAGGGGGAGAAGAGCAGAGACGCCUCAGGGGCUGGAAGCCCCAGGCUGCUCUGGGCCUAUGUAGCACAGCUGGGGGUGCGGCUGGUCCUUGAGGGAGCAGCCUUGGGGUUGCAGUACCAUCUGUAUGGGUUCAAGAUGCCUAGCUCCUUUGCAUGUCGUCGAGAACCUUGCCUUGGCAGUAUAACCUGUUACCUGUCCCGGCCCUUUGAGAAGACCAUCUUCCUAAAGACCAUGUUUGGGGUCAGUGGGCUCUGUCUCUUAUUUACUCUUGUGGAGCUUGUGCUCCUGGGCCUGGGGAAAUGGUGGAGGACCUGGAAGCACAAAUCUCCUUCUAACUACUCUUCAACUUCAGAGAGUACCAAAAAACGCAAGGAUCCGACUGAUAACUUCCCAGCAGUGGAAGCCAAAGAGCAGUUCCAAGAAGCAGAGUUAUGAAGCUACCUGACUCACUUCUGAAGGGAACCCUAUGAUUGGAUCUUCUUCCGAACAUCCAGUGAAUGGGGAUUUACUUCCAUGACAAAUUAGAGGCUGUUGAAGCAUCUCUAAGGGCCACAGUGGCCACGCUGCCUGAAGCAUUUCCCGGGACAACUCUCGCUUAUGCCUUCCUACCAGAACCUUCUGGUGUCAGCCACAUAAUUUUCAUGGGCUUGGUUCCAGAGUCAGCCAGCAGAAGCCUCCAUAAAACUGUGCUUCUCCCCUGUCCUGCACAAUAAUACCGCUGUUUUUGGCAUUCCUGUUGCUGAAUACGAUUUCACUGUCAUGGUGACUCUACUUACCCUUCCUCUGUUGUUCCAUGUUCUCUGCUCCCCCCAACUUCAAAGGCCUGUAACCUAUGGAUGUCGCCAGCCCCACAGCAUUUGUCAUAUUCAGAUUGGCCUUCUGCACAUAUAUAACCCAAUGUCCUUGAACAUUCAGAUUUAAUUUAUCCAAACACUCAGCCAUAUCCCUUAGGCAGAUUACUGUGAACUCAGAGGCUUAUGUCGACUUGAGGCCACUGCCAGCUCGGACUUUUGCUCAAUACUUGUUCUCCACUGGACAGAAACUAUCCUCUUGUCUCCAGACCAGCAGCAACUCACAUCCAGAGCCAAAUUUCUACUUUUUAAACUCAUAUCCCUCAUUUUACCCAGAAAAGAUGGUAGAGUUUUGCUGCUGAUUCAGGGGUAAAAGGAAGGGAGGUUUAUAUCACAGUAUGAUUUAGCAGAUAAUUUAAAACUAAAUCUCAAGCUUCUCUUUUCUUGAGCCUCUCCAUCCCAUCUGUCUGAAGGUGUUCCAGCCUCUUACCUUCCUGUAGAAACAUCUUCCCCCUCAGAUCUCCCUUGCUCUCAAAUUCUCAACGACCUGGUUUUGUUUUCUCCUUCUGAACCCAAAAUUAUCCUGGGCAAAUCAGGAAGGCUCAUUCCUAAGGAAAUACAUUUGGUCCCCCCAAAAAUCAAUAACUAGAAAAUUAAUAAUUUUUCUUUCUGCUAUGCAAGUAUUUUAUAAAGAAUCCCUCAUCUACUGUAACCAGAGUCCAGCCAAGUAACCAAGGAUGGAAAAAAACAUGUCAUUUGGAAUUCCCCUGAUAACCUUUUAAAAUAGCUUUAUUAAGAUACAGUUUCAUAUGUCAUAUAAUCCAUCCACUUAAAGUUUACAAUUCAAUGGCUUUUAGUGUAGUCACAGAGUUGUGCAUUUAUUAAUACAAUUUUAGGACUUUUUCAUCAACUUGAAAAGAAACCCUACAACUCUUAGUUUUUACCCCCAAACUUCCAUGCUCCUUCCCCCCAAAUAAGCAACCACUGAUAUACUUUCUCUCCAUAUGUAUAUUUAUUUCCUCUUGUAUACAGAUUUUCCUGUUCUGGACCUUUCCUAUAAAUGGAAUCAAUCAUAGAAUAUGUGGUCUUUGUGACUGGCUUCUUUCACUUGGCAUGCUUUUGAAGUGUAUCUGUGUUGUAGCACAUGUCAGUACUUCAUUCCUGUUUAUGGUUUAAUAUGAUUUCAUUGUAUGGCUUACCACACAUUUUGGUCCAUUUUUCAGUUGAUGGACAUCUGAACCGUUUCUACUUGUUGGCUAUUAUGAAUAAUGGUGCUAUGAACAUUCAUAUACUAGUU
Nyctereutes procyonoides (raccoon dog) is the source of this 2504-nucleotide messenger RNA. RefSeq names its product gap junction protein gamma 3 (gene GJC3). Gene Ontology annotation, cellular component: connexin complex. NCBI's taxonomy places the organism in Eukaryota, Metazoa, Chordata, Mammalia, Carnivora, Canidae. The transcript has 3 exons. Gene Ontology annotation, biological process: cell communication. The coding region runs from base 12 to 851 and encodes 279 amino acids. The record is from RefSeq and is a predicted model, not a curated record.